Molecule: messenger RNA, 891 nt
Organism: Tripterygium wilfordii
Lineage: Eukaryota; Viridiplantae; Streptophyta; Magnoliopsida; Celastrales; Celastraceae
Exons: 1
Coding region: 1-891 (296 amino acids)
Source: RefSeq, a predicted model, not a curated record
AUGGUGAAAACACGUGCUUCCAGAAAAAGGUCUGCUACAUUAUCUACUAGUGAUGAAGCUGAAAACACUAGACAGAAUGCAAAUAUUGAUGAUGAGGUUGAAAGCGAUGAUUGCUCUGAUUCUGAUAAUGAUGACGGUAUCAUGAAUGUGAGGUUCAAUGACAGUGAUGAAGACAACAUGGAUGAUGAUUUGUUCACGAGGUACACUAAUGAGGGAGUUGAGGGUGAUCAAGGUGGGCAAGAUAGGAGUUAUGAGUUGAAUUUUACGUCUAAUGAAGAUGCAAUUUUCAGUGAUGCAGAGUACGCCUCAGACUCAUUACAGAGUUAUGAUGGCUCUAUUGAAGAGGAACAAGGUGAGAAAAGGGAAUCUCAUCCACUAUUUAAGCCCAUUAAGAACAUGGACAGUUACAAGUGGCAUAUUGGUAUCAGAUUUCCAUGCAGAGAUUCGUUUAAGGAUGUAGUUGCUACGUAUGCAAUUCAAGGAGGAUGGUCUCUGAAAUGGAUCAAGUUUGACAAUGUGAGAGCAUGGGUAGGUUAUGUGGAUGGGUGUAACUUCUUGCGAUUUUGUUCCAAGCUUAGUGGGGUGACAACUUGGGAGUUGAAGACUGUUUUGACUGAGCAUUCUUGUGAGAGGACAAAUGGGAACAAGAUGUUAAAUUCAAAGUGGCUUGCGAAUAGAUUGGUGGACAAAAUGAGAAGAAACCCAAAAAUGAAGCUUGUGGAGAUAAUGCAAAAGGUGCGAGACAAGUACACAAUAGACAUUAGCAAGACUGUGGCAUCUAGAGCUAGGAAAAGGGCUUUAGAGGUGGUUUAUGGAAGUUACUCAGAACAAUACAAAAGGUUGAAUGAUUUUUGUGCUGAAAUAUUAAGAUCAAAUCCUGGCAGCACAUGA